ACUUAUAAUUACUCCGCUGACUCCACCGACCGCGAAGUCGUGACCUGAGCGGGUCGCUUCGAAUCCGUUGGCUCGCGUGCUUUGCGCGCGUGCAGCUUAAACUUAAGUUAACGAAUCCUUUCUUUUAAUUUCCUUUUUGAUUAAUAACUUGUGCGGUUAUUGCUUGGGAUGGGUUUCUCUUUUCUCUGAUACGGAAUAAUGCAUCGCAGCUCUUUGGGUCCAUUUUUUGUUUUUGUUUUUGAAGUGUAAAUUCCACAAACUGAACAAUGAGCUUCUUACUCGUCAGAGAGUAUGCUGUAAAAUAUGAUUCGCUCUCGUUACUGGCAUAACGUUUUAAUAUGUAAAAAAUAUCAAGUAGAAGUAGACGACCACUACUGCACAUGUACCGAAGGAGCUUGUUAACUUAAUUCACUGUGUGUAACUGUCAUAAUAAUACGCAGAUUUUUCAGUUAAUUUGCUUGCUGCACGGCUUCCAUCGGGUCCUUCUGUUUCGGAGCGUCUCUGAAAAGUUGGCCGUUUUCCACUUUCUCCCUGCGGAAGUGGGUUUCGGGUCUUGCGUUUUGCUCAUCGUCUCCUAUUCUUCCUGACAGGUGGGCGUAAAAAAUCGAUCAUCGGCCCGCUUAAUCCGUGGAGUGCACACGCAUGCUUGCCCCCCGGCCCUUCUGUCCCCGGGGCUGCUCUUCAUCUCGGGCUUUCUCACCCUUUUCGGGCAGCUUCGUUUCACCAGUUCAGGAAGAACUAAUGGAGACUGAGAUUUUUAUUUCGUUUCAUUCAUUUUCUGUACUAUAGAACUAAGAUAAAAUUCAACAAAACCAAGCAUCACAUGAUGUAUUGCAGGGCAGCUGGUGACAUAGUGGUUUGAGCUGUUGCCUUGGAAACAAGAAAAGUGGGUUUCAAUCCCUGCUCCUGCUGUAGUGCCCUCGAUUUGAGGUGGUACUUCUGAAAACUGAGGCAGUGAAAGUUUCCCGGCUGUACAAAUGGCUAAAUCACCUUCAGUCUCCCGCUCUUGCCUUCGUAGGGACACGAUGCAGUCUGUCGAGUCUGUCCUGCACAGCGGGUACUUCCACCCCUCUCUCCGAUACUGGCAAAGCUGUGCCUCGGACCUGCGACCGGAGAACCUCAUCUACCCCAUCUUCAUCACGGACAUUCCUGAUGCGGUGGAGCCCAUUGCCAGUCUCCCAGGGCAGGCCAGAUAUGGAGUGAAUAAAUUGGAGAACAUGUUACGACCCCAUGUGGAAAAUGGCUUGAAGUGUGUGCUGAUUUUUGGGGUCCCUGCGAAAGUACCUAAGGAUGAGCGAGGCUCUGCAGCUGAUGCAGAUGAUACUCCUGCGGUCUUGGCUGUGAAGGAGCUGCGUUCCACCUUUCCUGAGCUGCUCAUAGCCUGCGACGUCUGCUUGUGCCCUUACACCUCACAUGGUCAUUGCGGAAUCCUGCGUGAAGAUGGCACCCUGGACAAUGCAGCAAGCUGCAUGCGCCUGGCAGAGGUGGCCCUGGCCUAUGCCCGAGCAGGCUGCCACAUUAUUGCCCCAUCAGAUAUGAUGGAUGGUCGAGUGUGGGCCAUCAAGCAAGCACUGAUGGCCAAUGAUAUGGGCAACAAGGUGUCUGUUUUGAGCUACAGUGCUAAGUUUGCCUCCUGUUAUUACGGCCCCUUCAGAGAUGCGGCCCAGUCCAAGCCAGCGUUUGGAGACCGCCGGUGUUAUCAGCUCCCCCCAGGGGCGAGGGGGCUCGCACUUCGGGCUGUGGAUCGAGAUGUUAAGGAGGGUGCUGACAUGCUGAUGGUGAAGCCAGGAUUGCCGUAUCUUGACAUAGUGAGAGAGGUUAAGGACAAGCAUCCCGCUCACCCCUUAGCUGUGUACAAUGUGUCGGGGGAGUUUGCCAUGCUGUGGCACGGCGCUCAGGCCGGGGCCUUCGACCUGCGUGCAGCUGUAUUGGAGUCUAUGACUGCCUUUCGCCGUGCUGGUGCUGACAUCAUCAUUACCUACUAUGCCCCUCAGCUGCUUACCUGGCUGAAGGAGUAGCCAGUAAAGGGGUAAAGCAAUACUUAGUCUGAACAGUAAUUAUAAACUUUAUAUCCUGGUCAUCAAAGCUAAAUGUUUCUAACCAAAGGGGACCAGAACUUUCCAGAAAGGCAAUCAGUAUAGAUCGACAAUCAUGCUAUCAGCUGUUGAUGAAACUGUCAUAUUACAAAUUAAUUUAGGCUCAUCGAGUACUGUUUCACAUGCAUCAUAUAACGACAGCAUAAUCAGGAAGCUAAUGUUUCAGCAUUGUCACCUGUCUGCUGUUUUCUGGGCAUUUUGGAUAACAAAAGCUGCUUUUGUUUCAAAAGAGAAAUGAUCAUCUACUUAUUUCCAUGUGUCUCUGAAACCAAUGAUCACUGCAGUCAGGUUCAUGAUGACAUUUGCAGCUGAUUUCUGUGUUGAUUUAAAUCAAUCUUAUGUAAACUUCUUCUUGACAAAACACACUUGAAUGUAUCUUUCUAAAAAGUGCUUGAUCCAGUAAAAAGAUCAAAAUAGGUUUGAGGCUUGUUAUGGGAAAAGUUGUUUAAAUGAGCCCAAGUUUUUACAUGUACUAAAUGUGGUAUAUUGUGUAAUGCACUGACUUACACGAAAUACACAAAUAAUAUAAAGCAAUUCAAUGUAGUAUGUGCCUAAUUCAUCUGGAUAUUAACCAAUAUUUUUUUAAUAUUUUUUCUCUUUUUAUAUCUCCAUGCCAUCAUUGUUAACAGCACAGUUAGGGCACAAUGUAGGCUGUUAAAGAAUUGUAACACAGAAAAUACAACAAUUUGCAGAAAGGCCAUCUGUACACUGGGUUUCAUUUGUUUCUUCUGUUUAAUUUUUGUAUGGAGUAAAUCUUUGUUGUUUUAUCCCAUAGGCUGGAUGUUCUAUACUGUAAAUGCAAAAUAUUUUUGCAGGGCAGAAUGUUGAUGUAGGUAAUAGUGGUAGUUGGCUAUUACUGAGACAGUUGGAAUGAGUGCAGACUCGGAAUGUGUUGGAAUAAAAGCAGUAUAUUCAUGGCUCUUCAGGAGCUAAUUCAUGAUCUCUGCAUUCUGAAAUGGCAUUUUAAGGAAUUGUGGCGUUAGCCUAAGGAAACUGAUUGGUUUUAGUGCUCCCUGGAGACGCUGAAGAAAAGGGAACCAUGGGUGGCCAUAGCUGUGAUAGUGCUGCUUUCAUUUACAGCUGCUCCUUCCCCUGAGUGGGUAAUAGAGCAGUUGCCUUAUAUUGCUUUUUAAACUGUAUAACACACAAAAUCCUGUAUUUGUAUGUUUGCUCCCUAGAUCAAAACUGUAUUAUUGUUAGUGAUGUAUACUGAAAACCAUACCUGGAACACCAGUGUUUCUGGGAACAGAAACAGCAUGCCCCAGCACUGCUCUGUAUACUUGAGAAGGUUACACUCAUGAGCGGUAUAACCAUGUACAUACUGUCCUGCUGAUAGUGUAACUCAGCAGAUGACUGUAUCUCCCUGGAGGGACUAUAGUAGGCCACUAUACUGUCAAUCACGGAGGGCAGCACUGACGCAAAGGGAACACGAGGGGCUGAAACGCAAGGACGGCACAUCACUCUCCUUGAACAUACAUCCCAUUGGAUGUUACAGUGGUGCACAGGGUGGCACUGGUACCUCAAAGCUUUUGUGUUGCGUGUUUGAAUUGGGCUCAGUAACUGUGGCAUUUUGAAGUUUUACCCAUGUCCAGGUAGGUUUCCUCCCACAGCCCGAAGACCUGUUUUAGAUGUACUGGUGAAUUUAAAUUGGCGAAAUUGUGUUUUUGAUUAUACUUGUAACAGACUGGUGUUGCAUCCAGAGUGCACCUACCUCACAACCUGUACCUCUGCAAUAGACUCUGGACCACUGUUGUUGGUUGGUUUUUUUUUUUUU
This is a messenger RNA of Scleropages formosus (Asian bonytongue), 3870 nucleotides long. RefSeq names its product aminolevulinate dehydratase (gene alad). Bases 978 to 2018 code for a protein of 346 amino acids. Gene Ontology annotation, biological process: heme biosynthetic process. Gene Ontology annotation, molecular function: porphobilinogen synthase activity; zinc ion binding. The record is from RefSeq and is a predicted model, not a curated record. The transcript is spliced from 12 exons. Gene Ontology annotation, cellular component: cytosol. Lineage: Eukaryota; Metazoa; Chordata; Actinopteri; Osteoglossiformes; Osteoglossidae.